Selaginella moellendorffii is the source of this 1632-nucleotide messenger RNA. RefSeq lists its product as uncharacterized. The transcript has 2 exons. Gene Ontology annotation, biological process: attachment of GPI anchor to protein. The coding region runs from base 127 to 1476 and encodes 449 amino acids. The record is from RefSeq and is a predicted model, not a curated record. NCBI's taxonomy places the organism in Eukaryota, Viridiplantae, Streptophyta, Lycopodiopsida, Selaginellales, Selaginellaceae. Gene Ontology annotation, cellular component: GPI-anchor transamidase complex.
CCUGCUCAAUCAAAUGCAUCUCAAUGAGCCCACACUUUCCAUACAUAUAAACUCAACUACUAGAAAGAAUUCAAGCACACAUUUACUUGCCCUUGGAGAGAAUCUCCCAGCACAGUGCAAACACCCAUGGCCUUCAGAAGAGUGAUCUCAUUGCCCUCCAUGCCUCCAAGGGUGCGAACUCUUACUCCAAGUACGUUUCUCAGUGGAGAGGUCCGGAAGUUUCGAAUCAAAGACAUGGCAAGGGCGAUGGAACAACGAGCGCUGGGGCGUGGGCGAUCCGAUCGCGCAGCUCGCCGCCAAGCCAGUGGGAGUGGAGCUCACGGCAUUUCCAGAGGCAGAGGUGGAUUCGACGUGGGGAAACCUCACGCACGCUCUCUCGGGCCUCUUUUGCGCAUCGAUCAACUUCCUCGAAUUGCCAACUACGUUCUUGGGGCCGUGGUUCUCGUCGAGGCCCGAGGCAAACCGGACAGGAGGAGGAGGAGCUUUCGACGCUCCUGGCAUGAAGAGGGUGGUGAAAGGAAAGAAAUGGAGCAAGAGCGAGCACUCCCGAGAGAAGCACUCUGUAGAAUGCCACGGCUCACGCCAUGGCUCACGCUUCUCCCAUGUAGAGACAAGGCUGGGCUCACGACGCUCCUGGACAGGCAGACGAUUUACAGUGGUAUGUACCAUUCCCAGAGGCUGCUUAUCACUUCCGGUGACUUCGAUCGGGACGAAGAAGGCACGACAUUGGAGCAGGUUGUUUUCCGAAAGCUGCAAGACUGGACACUCUCCAGCAUGUUUGGCUCAAAGCUGGUAGGCAAGUGCCCGCUUGCAACUACAAGUAGUGUCUAUCUGGAGCUGGAGGAGAGCUUGGCGAAGCACUUGGCUGGAGAUCUCAGCGAAGAAACAGGCAUCAACUUCGCGGACAGUCGUGUUUUCAGUCUCAGCCCUGCUCCAAGUCGGGUGCUCGCGUCCUCUUCAGGCUCUCUUUUUCUGGCACACACAGCGAGCUCAGCCCCGGUGGAUUGGUCUCCGGCUCGGGCUCAGUUCUACACAAGCUGGUACUUGGCUGGCAGCGGGAAUGCAAGGGGAUCCAUCGUCAUUUCGUUUCGGGCAAAUGAUGGUUCUUCCCGGGACUGUUACUCUCCAGGCAUCGAGGCAGCCGAGGAUGAUACCGAGGUAUGUUCGUUUGAAUGGCCACACGCUACAGGUUUCGUUGGAUUGCCGAAACGUGGAGUUUUGGGACUGAUGAGAUUCACACCAGCAGAAGAUCGCAAAGCUCCUGCGGCUGUGGAGAUUGCUCUGCGAGUUUCUAUUGCAACCCAGGCCAUAACUCUUGACGAUCCAUUUCGAUUCACAACCCAAGAGGGGGCUUUGCCAAGGACGAAACGCCGAGCAGCACGAAUGCGGGGGAUAAUCUCGUCUGGUGGGCGAUCUAACAAAAACGCCAUGGAUUUCGCAAAGACCCCUGUCAUAUGGUUCAAGUACAUGGUAUGAUUUUUUUAUUACGGGAACCCGGUUCCCGAGAUGAUGGCUAUCAGGUAAGUGUAGAGGUAAACCGUUGUAGAAGACCCGGGUUCGAUGCCGAAGGGUCCACUCAACAAGGACUUUUAUGCAAAAAUUUUGCUAAAUAAGGAGCCAUUAUUCUGGUUC